Messenger RNA from Populus trichocarpa (black cottonwood), 1881 nucleotides. RefSeq lists its product as uncharacterized. NCBI's taxonomy places the organism in Eukaryota, Viridiplantae, Streptophyta, Magnoliopsida, Malpighiales, Salicaceae. The transcript is spliced from 3 exons. The record is from RefSeq and is a predicted model, not a curated record. The coding region runs from base 652 to 1629 and encodes 325 amino acids.
GCCAGUACUACCAUAUAUCUCCAACAAACCAAGACUUCGUCCACAAACUUACACAACUUUAAUUUUCAUGUUCAUUUUUUUGUUUUUCUUGAAAAGUAGGAGUAAUACUCCAUUACCGAAUAUACACAUCUUAUUAAUGUGAAAUUCACUUCCGAUGUCAGAUGUGAACACCUUAUUUUGAUAUAUUGAUUGCCAUACGACUAGCGUCUUUUAUGGAGCUUUUGCUUGGUAGCCUCAUCAGAAAUUCUGGAAUUUCAAUUCCUUGAUUUCAUGAUUUUGGUGUUCACAUUCUGGACCAUAUAUCUCCAAUGGUCUUGAUUCACUGCACAUGUCCUAGGAUCCAAGUUAAAUAUUCAAAUCCUCGAAUGGAAGUCCAAUUCUACCUUGAGUGCUUGACCAUUAAUUACUUCGCAGUUUCUUCGAAGUUUCCGGGUCAAAAUUUUGUUGUUUACCACAAGAAGAGAAGACUCACAGAUAGUGAAUGUGGUCGGUUCGCAGCUCGACAAUAAAAAUGGUUAGCUUCUCGUCUGAAAUUUCUCAGAAGUCCAUGGAGCCUUGUCCAAUUUCUUACCACAUUAACAAGUUUGAAAUUUCUUCUGUCUUUUUUGAUCUUUUAACAUCUGGAAACGGUCAGAAGGCAGGACUGAUGGGAUGUCUAUUUCCAAAGUCCCUCAUUUCUUCUUAGUUUUCUUCUCUCAUGUAAAUUUUCUCUGUAGUACCGAAGACCAGGGCAAUUGCCAUGACCAUUUGAGUUCUUUGUUUUACCAAAAUCAGCAUCGCCUGUCUACUGAUCCACACACAACAUGGCUCGCUUUCUUAUCCAAGCGCCCUUCAGCUAAUACUGCCCUCUUUCAAGAGAUCAAGUGCUUAUAUAUAUUGCCGCCUUUUGAUUCAUUCCAGACAAGGAACAAUAAAGAAAGAAAGAAAGAAAGAAAGAAACGCUGUAGAAGGAAAGGGAUGGCAUGUUUUGUGCCUUUCAACAACAGAAAUUUGGAGACAAGCUUUUUUAUCUUCAGGCCAAUAGUUGCGCUGGUUGAUGAGCUUGUUGAGACGCUAAAACAUUUCUCUGCCUGCACUGAAAGUCUUGGUUGUGUUCAAAGUUCCAUAUUCAAAAGCAUCCAUGGAAAUAUGAUCAUAUGGUAUGGAGCAUGGAUGAAGAAAUCUUGCGAAAACAAAGAGGUGUUAACCGGAGAGCUAGUAUCUAUGUUAUCAAACAUAUCAAGCAUGGCUAUCUUGAUUGAACAUGGCUUUUUUGAUGCGUAUGCUGGAGAAUCAAGAGAUGAUUCCUCUGCUGCAAGACUUUGCACAGAAGACACAAUUUCUAUGAGCAUAAUAGUAUCGCAGAAAGCUGACGAUAUCAAUGACCUCUCCUAUGCCAACUUAGCUUUAUUCAAGUCUCAGUUCCUUAAGAUGGAAGGUGCUAAUUCUGGAGUGUGCUUGACUUGCAAAAGUGUCCAGCAGCCUAGAGUGGCAUGUCUCUAUGUAUGGAAAUCCCUGCGUUUUUGCUAUUCAUGGAUUCUAAAUUCGGAUUACAGGAGGACCAUACUACCUUACCUUGAACGCUUUUCUUUUGUUAUCAAGUAUGACAUGUUUCGGGUAAUCUUUGUCAGUUGCGACAUUGUACUAUAGUUAUCAUCUUUCUUAUCAGAUCAUGCUAAAAAAUGAGGAAGAAGCAAAGAAGAAGAGCAGCUUGUUAUGCAAGAUUGAGAAAGAUCAAUUCUAUCUUUCUUAGUAAUGUAAAUUCAUUUCCUUUUUUGUAUUUCUUAUGAAUGAAAGAAUUUCAUUUAUAGCAUUAAGCAAAAACUUAAUUAGCAGGAGCUCGACCAGCUAACAAAGCAAUGUUUAUGUGCAUGAUUACAGGAAAUAAACAAAAUAAAGAAC